GGAGAGAGAGAGAUAGACGAUAAACAUGAAUGUAAAAAACCAUAAAAAUCUCUCAGGCACAUUUUUCGCGUGAAGGCAAGGCAAGCAAGCAGCAAAGCAGAAGGAAAAGCCCACACCCUCCAAACACAUCGCAUCACAUCUCAGCAGCAGUAACAACAACAACAUAAACCUUCCAUCAAUCUCACCAAUCACCCACCCAUCCUUCUCCUCCUCCUCCUCCUCCUCCUCGUCUCUCACUCCCACUCCCGCUUUCAUCAUAUAUAUCUAUAAUCAUGUCCAGCUGGGCUGAACGAGUUCAUCGUCGUGCCGCCGAUCUUGGCAAUGUGGUUACUUCUUGCGGCCAUCCAGCCACCUCCCCAUCAUAUCCAUAUCGCUUGGAAAAGGUAAAAUUCGGUGUUCCCUUGGAGGAGGUCUGCAAACACAACAACAACAUUCCAGGACCUUUACUUGUCUUGAUACUCAAACUAAAUAAGGAAUCACCAAAUCGUCGCGAUGUAUUCCGUGCUCCUGGCCAUCAGGGUGCCAUGAAGAAGCUGAUACAUUUCCUUCAAGCCGGCCGUUUGGUCAACGUUGAUAAUUAUUCUGUAUUCACCAUAGCCAGUGUUCUCAAAAAGUUCUUAAGGAAGAUCCCCAAUGGCAUCUUUGGUCGUCAGGGUGAGAUGGAGUUGUUUUCCAUCAACGAGUUGCAGAAUGAAGCGGAGCAAACGGAGCGUUUACACAGACUUUUUGGUUCUUUACCAAAAUAUACGCAACAUCUUUUAGUUUUACUCUUUGGCACAUUCCGUGUAAUAGCCAGCAAUGCCGCCCACGCCUCCACGGGUAUGACCAGCGAGGCAUUGGGUGUCUCUGUGGCCCCCAGUUUCUUUCAAUCCUGCGUUAGCGAUGGCAAAACCGCACGCAUGGAGGAUGUGCUCAAGUUUAAGGUGGCCACAAAGAUAAUGCAACAUAUAAUCGAUAAGUUUGCCACACAUGAUAUUUUUGGACGUGAGAAUUAUGAAUAUUAUGCACGUGUCACGGGACGUAUUCUAAAGGUGCAAGAUGAAUGGAUAUGCAGUUUUCAAUAUCCACCACCGCCGCGUGGAAAACUGGCACAACAGAAAUAUGCAUUGCAACAUUCUUUGGAAGCCGAGAAGACUUGGCUGCAAUGCCAAUGCGAACGUUGGGGCUUACUGGCUCAAGAGGAAUCCCGUUCGACGCCCGCCUUGUUGACCAGUUCCAGUUCGGCUUUGGAGAAUAGUGUCCUCUCGCUGGGCGUCUCGCCCGAGCACUCGUUCAUCGAGAGUUGUGCUCGCUUAUCGGUGUCGCUGGAGGGUCCGGGCAUCUUUGCCAUGACCUCAUCCCCGCUGCCAGCCAAGAGACAACAACAUCAGCAGCAGCAGCAGCAACAACAACAGCAACAUUAUCAGCAGCAACAGCAACAACAACAGGGCAAUGGCAAUGGCACCGAUUACGACUACGACUACGAUGACUAUGAGGAUGAGGACAAUGACGAACUGGAUGGCAGUCUGGGACUUGGGCUUGGACAUGGUCAUGGUCAACAUGCACAUGGACACGAUUUUGCAGCCGAAUUGGAAUUGAGUCACAUUGCACCGCCGCCGCCGCUGCCAACGCGCGGAACAAUCGGAGGAGGAUUCCUACGUCACAAACAGCGUCACGACGAUGACGACGACGACGAUGACGAUGAGGAUGAGGAGGAGGUGGUGAUGAAGCGUCGCUAUCGUCAGAACAAGAAGAAGAAUUUAACCACCACCUCGAGCAGCCAUCAUCAGAGACGUCUACGCGCCGGCACCAAGAGUCUUGAUGGUCAAGCUGGCGGUGCAGGCGGCGGCGGCGGCGCCUCGGCAGCUGCGGCAUCUGUUGGAGUCGGUGGUGCUGCGUCCACUGUGCCACAGGCAACGCCACCCAAACUGAAGCCGCGUACAUGCAGCCGCUGCAAUCGGGGCAUACGUCAUUCCAGUUCGUGCAGCUCGAAUUCUGGUGGCGCCGCAACAGGAUCAUCUGGCGGCAAUGGUGGCAACAACGGCGGCAUGACCAUGGAGGAGCUUCGAGCCGUCAAUCGUUAUGCGGAGAGCACCAAAAGUCUCUCGUAUUUGCCACAGGUCCAUGAACGACAAACCGCACGCAUGCGCACCCGUUCCGAAUGGUUCUUGGGUCCGAGAGAUGCUGCCGUCGUAUCACUGCAAUUGCCCCUGGAUACGUGUAGCAAUUGUUGCCUGGCUGCUGCUGCAGCGGCAGCUGGUUACUUGGGCGGCGGCAGUACACGGGAUAUGCGGCAGGGGGCAGUGACAGCAGCUGCUCGUGGAGGAAUCGGAGGAGGAGGUGUAGGAGCUGGAGGAGCAGGCCUGGUGGGAAUCGGAGGUGGCUCAGCUCAACUUUAUCAUUUCUAUCGCAAGCAACAACACUUGGAUGACAUGAUGGACACCGAGGAUAGCUACAGUCAGCAACAGCAGCAGCAACUAAUACAACAAGAACAAUUACAUUCCAAAAGUGGCGGCCUCUUGAGGCCACCGCCAACACUAUUAACAGCGGGUGGUUCUGCUGGACAGCAAACAAAUCGACGUCUACUCCUGGAUGCCAAUUCUGUUGGCAACAUCCGUUUGAGUAACAGCGCCGAGUCCAUACAAUAUGCUGCACGGCGUCCACAUGCCAACAACAUUGCAAUCGGAAUCGGGGGAGGAAUCGGAAUCGGAGGAGCAGGAGGAGGAGGAGUAGGAGUAGGAGGAAUGGGCGGCAAUAAUAACAACAACAAUAACAACAACAACAACUCAACAAACCUGCAACACCAAUUGAAUACACAAUUUGGCCAAAAUCUAUCAACAACAACAACAACAAGCAGCAGCUCACAACAACGACGUCUUCUUAUCAAUGUGCCACGUCAAUAUCGCUCCUCAUUACGUCGCAACAAGGAGAAGCAAAUCGGUGGCGGCAGUGGCGGUGCCAAUACCCAAAGUAAUAGCAGCAAUAGCCUCGGCAGCGAUCCAAUUGGCACCAAUCUGCCGCCGCCACUUAAUAAGCCAUUGCUAAUGGUUGGCCUGCUGCCCGGGGCUGAGCAACCGCCCUCGGUGCGCAAUUCCAUUGCCGAGUGCGGUGGCGGUGGCCUGGGCAUUGGUCUGGUAGAUGGUGAUCAUCAAAUGGACACAUUGGACCCACAUCCACACACACAAUUGGCCACCAGCAGCAGUACGACCACGUUAAGCUUCAAACCGCCGCGUCUGUAACAGAAAGAUUGAAAGCCAACCAGCAGAGACUUGGAGAGCAUGAGCAUCAAUGAUCAUUCACAACCGGCGACAACAACAACAACAAAAACAUUUCAACCAGCUUAGAAUCUAUAUAUUUAGAAAUUUACAAUUUAAACAACAACAACAAAAAAAAAACCAAAGUGGGGAAACAUCUUUUAAUUUCCCCCUCCCUCUCUCUCAACUGACAGACAUAGCCGAGGAUUGUUGUAAGCAUAAUGAUUUAUCAGUUAUAAGAAAAUUAUAUAUAGUUUUACUUAAAAAUUGUAAAUGUUUUCAAAGCUUUCGAUUAACUAUAGUUUUGUCUAUCGAUUCGAUCAAUUGAAACACUUUUUGUAUUCUGAAAUUGAUUUUCAAAAGAAAAACCAAACAUCAUGUGACAUU
Molecule: messenger RNA, 3620 nt
Organism: Drosophila willistoni
Lineage: Eukaryota; Metazoa; Arthropoda; Insecta; Diptera; Drosophilidae
Gene: RhoGAP71E
Exons: 7
Coding region: 273-3218 (981 amino acids)
Biological process (GO): signal transduction
Molecular function (GO): GTPase activator activity
Source: RefSeq, a predicted model, not a curated record